Paramecium tetraurelia is the source of this 1266-nucleotide messenger RNA. RefSeq lists its product as uncharacterized. Gene Ontology annotation, biological process: protein phosphorylation. Gene Ontology annotation, molecular function: ATP binding; protein kinase activity. The record is from RefSeq and is a predicted model, not a curated record. The transcript has 3 exons. NCBI's taxonomy places the organism in Eukaryota, Ciliophora, Oligohymenophorea, Peniculida, Parameciidae.
AUGAAAUCAUUAAAGAAGGACAUCGAAAAACUUUAUCCAUAAUUUAAUGUUGUAGAGGUGCUUCGAUGUAAUAAAUUCAAAAAAACUAUUAUCCUUAAAAGACUCAAUAAACCAUACAUCUUGAGAUUGUACAGUUUAGAGGAUAUUAAUAAGAACACAGUAACUUCUCUAUUACAAUUUAUUGAUAAACUAUCCAAAACUUGCAAUCCUCAUCUAGUUAAAUUUUAUGAAGCCUCACAUGAUGCAGAUAAUACUUAUUUAGGAGUAAUAAGUGAUUAUCACGACACACAAUAUUAAUGUCCUUUAAAAGAAUAAGAAAUCCUUAAUGUUCUAAUAUAGAUUUGUUCAGCACUUGAAUUAUUCCAUCCGAAGAAUCCUCAUGGAAAAAUAAGUUUAUCAAAUAUAUUUUGUUCUUAGCAAACUACAAUUUUGGGAGAAAUGAAUAUUUUAUAAUAUCUUUAUUAAGAAAACUAUUAAGAUAUAUAUUUAUUAGCUCCAGAAUUUGUAAAAGUAAGAAAAUAUGAUUGUAGAUCUGAUAUUUGGAUGCUUGGUGUUUUGGUUUUUUAAUUAAUGUUUAAGGAAUAACCCUUCAAAGCAAACAAUAUUAGUGUUUUACAUAAAUAAAUACUAAAAGGAAUCAAAUUUACUUAUCAUCCAUAAUAUAGUCUGAAUUUAAAUAAUUUAUUAAGAAUAUUACUCUGUUAUGAUCCUGAAAUAAGACCCUCAAUUGGUUCAGUUAAACUUUUUGCAGAAUAAGCCUUGAUAAGCCCAGAAAAAUGUGAUGUUUUAUAAAUACUAUCGAAAUUUAAGAUUGAUUAGAUUGUAUUACAACAAAAGAAGAAGGAACCAAGGCGGAAUGUAAUGGAAAAUUAAAUCUACUUGAAUAAUAAAGUUUUAAAAUAUCCUUCAUUUAAACCUUCGAAGAUUUUAAAAUCAGAGAAGAAAAUUAAGUUCACAAAUCCCUCUCCUCAACGUUAGGGAGACAAAUUUAGUAAUAAUGACAGUUGUUUAGAUAUCAAAUAAUAAUUAGUCACUCUUCAAUUGGAGUUGGGGGAAAGUAAAAAAAAUUUAUCUUUUACUGAGAAACACUCUCAAUCAUCAAAGAAGCUACUGAAUUAAACCUAGAUUUCUUAAAAAUAAUAUUACAGAAAUUAUGAUUAUGUUUACCCUGUCUAAUUACCCAAGGUUGUAUAGUAUUCAUUUAACAAAAUAACAUUUGAUAAUGAGUCAAGUCCUAUGAAAUAAAAAGAAUAGUAAUAUCUUUGA